AUGGCUUCUCAAGCCAAGAUUCCUCAUUUCCCCCUCUUCCUUUGCCUCCUCCUAACACUAGCAAUAACCUCACAAGCCACAACACAAAUCAAAAACUUCAACAAAGUCUCUAGAGAAAACUUCAACAAGCAAGCCUCCGAGCAAGCAACCUUGCCGAAAGACACCACCACCACCACAACCACCACCGCCACACCACUAGACUCGAACGAGCCUGAAUACGGCCUCUAUAGCCAGAAACGCUCUGAUCCAGAGGCCAACAGCAAUGACGAAUUCUAUGGCGAUAGGCAGUUUGAGGUGGACAACAGUCGGUUUCCCACACGUUCUGACGAUAACGCCCUCCGCAAAAUGCAGUACGAUCAGUGGAACCAACACCAGCUUGAGAAGCAGCAGCAGAAGCUCAAGGCCCAGUCUCAGGACUCUGCCGAGGGACAGGUGUACAAAAGAACUUCCUAUAAAACGACACCUGACAGUUUGAACCGAAACGACCAACAGGAGUACGAAGAAGAAGAAGAAGACGACGACAACAACAACAACAACAAUGCGUAUGAUAAUGAAAAGUUUGACGACAUUGCCCUCCGCGACUGGCAGUUCGCACAGUGGAACAAAUACCAGCUUGAGAAGCGGCAGCAGAAGCUCAAUGCCCAGUCUCAGGACUCCGAGAGACAGGCAUACAGAAGAACUUCCUUUAAAACGACACCUGACAGCUGGAACUGGAACAACGACCAACAGGACUCCGAAUCCAGCAAUGCUGAGAAGCAAGCAACCACAGACGACAGAAGGUGGGGCAACAAUAACUAUAAGUACGGGUACCGAGCAGAAGAAUACGACCAAAAGAACCAUCUCACAGACAGCAACAUCAACAGUUAUGAGCAGCAACAGCAGCCGUGGAAGUACGAAAAUGUCAACACCAAGCAGAAGAAGGGACUUUCGAAGGAGGAAAGGUCGGCCAUGGCACAAGGGAUGAGCGACACGAGGAGGCUCAGGGGAGGAAAGUACUAUUACGAUAUCGAGAACGAUAAGUACGGUGAAGACCAUCCCUUUACCAAACUCAACAGCUUCAACGCAAAUGAAGAAGAGCCUUGA
Messenger RNA from Striga asiatica, 1083 nucleotides. NCBI's taxonomy places the organism in Eukaryota, Viridiplantae, Streptophyta, Magnoliopsida, Lamiales, Orobanchaceae. The record is from the annotation of a GenBank genome assembly.